AUGGGGUUCGGUGACUUUGACUCCAUCUGCGCAAAGACAGCGCUUCCCCUGUGCUCCCUCGUGGGACCUUCAUCAUCUUCGAUAUCAGGUUCGACAGGCAUCAUCUCAAACUGCUAUGCUCGCAAUGUCGAAUUGGCCAACACCAUCAUCUUUGAGGGUGCGGCAUCCUUCGUGCACAUCAUCGCCCUAGCCAUGACCGUAAUCAUGAUUCUGCACGUCCGGUCGAAAUUCACCGCUGUUGGCCGCAAGGAAAUCAUCACUUUUUUCUACAUCUACAUGGCUCUGACAAUAUGUUCAUUGGUCAUUGAUGCCGGUGUAGUUCCGCCUCGCAGCGGUCCCUUCCCGUACUUUGUGGCAGCGCAGAAUGGCUUAGCCUCUGCCCUUUGUACAUGCCUGCUCGUCAACGGUUUCGUCGGGUUUCAGCUCUAUGAAGAUGGCACUUUCCUGUCGGUCUGGCUCCUCCGCCUGACGUCAGCCGUUAUGUUUGUCGUCUCGUUCCUCAUCUCCAUCUUGACCUUCAAGUCGUGGGGGGGAAUGAGCCCUACUAACACCAUUGGCUUGUUCGUUGUGCUGUAUAUCCUCAAUGCGCUCUGCAUUGCCAUCUAUCUCGUUAUGCAGCUCCUCUUGGUCAUGAACACUCUCGAGGACCGCUGGCCGCUGGGCCACAUCGCAUUCGGUGUUAUAGUUUUUAUCUGCGGACAGGUGCUGUUGUAUGCCUUUAGCGACACCAUCUGCGACAAUGUCCAGCACUACCUGGACGGGCUAUUCUUCGCCACGUUCUGUAACCUGCUUGCCGUCAUGAUGGUCUAUAAAUUCUGGGACUAUAUCACAAAGGAAGACUUGGAAUUCUCCGUGGGCAUCAAACCCAACACCUGGGAAGUCAAAGAGCUCCUUCCCGAAGAGGACCGUCGAACGACCGCAUAUCAGGACUCCCACUCGGAGUACGCCGGCAGCAUGUAUCAUCAUCGGGCAUCCACUUAUGGCAACCAGAACUACUAA
Messenger RNA from Aspergillus clavatus NRRL 1, 999 nucleotides. Its product is annotated as chitin synthase export chaperone. The record is from RefSeq and is a predicted model, not a curated record. Gene Ontology annotation, cellular component: endoplasmic reticulum membrane. The transcript has 3 exons. Bases 1 to 999 code for a protein of 332 amino acids. Gene Ontology annotation, biological process: protein folding. Lineage: Eukaryota; Fungi; Ascomycota; Eurotiomycetes; Eurotiales; Aspergillaceae.